This is a messenger RNA of Micromonas pusilla CCMP1545, 1245 nucleotides long. RefSeq lists its product as uncharacterized. The coding region runs from base 1 to 1245 and encodes 414 amino acids. The transcript is spliced from 2 exons. Gene Ontology annotation, cellular component: proteasome regulatory particle, lid subcomplex. Gene Ontology annotation, molecular function: structural molecule activity. NCBI's taxonomy places the organism in Eukaryota, Viridiplantae, Chlorophyta, Mamiellophyceae, Mamiellales, Mamiellaceae. Gene Ontology annotation, biological process: ubiquitin-dependent protein catabolic process. The record is from RefSeq and is a predicted model, not a curated record.
AUGGCCGCCGCGGUCGAGCUCGCGGGAACGAACCCCGCGGAGGCGGUCAAAGCCUACCGCGCGGUCGUGUUCUCCCCGAACGGCGCGGACACGGAGAGCGUCAAGGUCAAGGAGCAGGGCAUCGACGCGCUCUCGAAGCUCCUCGCGAAGCUCCAGGACGCGCCCGCGCUGAAACUUCUGCUCACGGAGCUCCGCCCGCUCUUCGCGGUCGUCCCGAAGGCGAAGACGGCGAAGAUCGUGCGCAACGUCAUCGAUGUCUUCGCGACCGUCCCGGGGUCCGACGACCUCCAGGUGGAGCUGUGCAAAGAGCAAGUCGCGUGGGCGAAGGAAGAGAAGCGGACGUUCCUGAGGCAUCGCGUGGAGUUGCGCCUGAGCACGCUCUACUUGGAGAAGAAGGCGUUCCAAGACGCGCUGAAGCUGAUCGGCGCGCUCGCGUUCGAGGUGAAGAAGUUAGACGACAAGCUCCUGCUCGUGGACAUCCACUUGCUCGAGAGUAGGAUCCACUACGCGCUGAGGAACAUGCCGAAGGCUAAAGCCGCGCUCACCGCGGCGAGGACGAACUCGAACGCGAUCUACGUCCCCCCCUCGGUGCAGUGCAUGAUCGACUCCCAGUCUGGCAUCUUACACGCGGAGGAAAAAGACUACAAAACCGCCUUCUCGUAUUUUUUCGAGGCGUUCGAGCAGCUGAACAACCUGGACGACGACGCGAAAGCCGUGAACGCGCUGAAGUACAUGCUCAUGUGCAAAGUCAUGUGCGGCGCCGCGGACGACGUGAACGCGUUGAUCUCGUCCAAGGGUGGGUUAAAGCACCAAGGCGAGGCGUUGGACGCGAUGAAAGCCGUGGCGCAGGCGUACAAGGACCGGUCCUUGAAAGACAUGCAGCGCGUGUUGGCGACGUACCAGGCGCAGCUGAGCGAAGAUCCGAUCAUCGCCGCGCACCUCGGCGCGCUGCAGGACUCGUUGAUGGAGCAGAACCUGAUGCGCGUGAUCGAGCCGUUCUCGCAGGUUGAGAUCGCGCACGUCGCGAGUCUGAUCGAACUGCCGCUGAGCGUCGUGGAGUCGAAGCUGUCGCAGAUGAUUUUGGACGGGAAGUUCGAGGGCAUCUUGGACCAAGGCGCGGGGUGCCUCAUCGUGUACGACGACGGGACGCCGGUGACGAUGUACCGCGCGACGUUGGACACGAUCGCGAACAUGGACAAGGUGGUGGACACCCUCCUGGUGAAGUCACAGAAGAUCGUCGCGUGA